UUCGUAUGAGAUGUAUUUUUCGUGUGUUGCUUAAUUUACGAGAUAUCAGCCUGAGGCGAUUAAAAACAAUCACCCUGUAUACUACUUCCAAUCUCCAUGGAAAUAGUCUUCGGUUAUUUUACUUCGAAAUUCGCUAAAGAAAUAUCUGAAUGACAGAGUUACGUGCCGAUAACAGCGUAAUAUCGAAUAUUCGGGUGCGUUGUCACGUUAGCGAUUUUUCAACGCGUCGAGUUUUCCUUUACUACGAUUCUCACUGUAUAUUUUAAUUCAUUAUUUUAUGAGAUCUUACGGUAAUUGAAUCAUUCGUCGAGUUAACGUUCAAUACCAAGUACCAAAGAAACAGGACAGUCGUAUUUAACAAGAGGAAUCCUGCAUCGAGCAGGAUAGCCAGGCUUAGCCAGAUAAAUCGUUUGAUAUCCUGCUGGUCCAUAUGUUCGUCGUCCCGUACAAUUUGCGUGGUCCUGGGAGGCUGACUAUUCAUCUGAUCCGGAAAUGAGUCGAGUGACUGACUCCGAUGUCCUGUCAGAUGGCUUAACAUGUCACCGUGUGACUGCUGUCUCUUUCAUGUCCUUUGGAUAACUCUGCAGAUGCUGGUCGCAUUGGCUGGACCGUAUCCCGUUGAAGCCAUGGCUCGCUUUACACCUUACGUAUCGGAGUUCACGUACGCUCCAGAUUAUCAUCCCUCGCGAAAUCCCAAAUGUCCUACAAGAUGGAGCCAUGACGUGGACAAGGACGAGGGUGAUCCACGUGCCAACGGAUCUUGGAAUCAUCGUCGUUCACCCGAGGAAGGACUUCCGGUCGGACAGGAGCCGUCCAUCGAGAUCAGAGCAGUUCUUGUUCGCUGUCCAAGAUCACACGAAGAGACGUACAUGUCAUUUCCGUUGGUUUCAAUGAGUUGCGUGAUAAAGUAUAUAAUUUCUUUUACUCUUAGAAUUGAUGUUCCUAUGCAUGGAAACAAUUACAAUAUCACGGCUGGACGUAGUCAAGAUAUUCUUGAAUUUCAUGGAUUCGAUAGAGACGAGCCAGCUCAUCACUCUGAAGUUCGUGACUGUCGACGGAAACUCAUUGUCACUAUGAAGUUUAAUAAUAUUGGGAAGACUAAAACGCAGGAAGAGUUUGUCGUGAUUGAUCACGUACUGGAUCCUGUGACUAUGCACAAGGCACGUUUGUUGAAUCCUUUUGUGGUCAAAGUCAGGCAGGAACCCGUACUGCAGCUUUACGGUUUAAAAUUUCAAAGUGUGGUCAAUGGCGAAGCCAAGGAAGAGGUGAUAAAUAAGAAACAAGCAAAUUACACAGGAUGUGAAAACGGACUGAAAGAACCAACCUGUGGCCAGAUGUUAUUUCACGGCAAUCCCAUUCCAUACAGUCAGGGCUUUUGUUGUUCCUGCGAUCCGGAAGUGAACGCCGAGCGACAGCCAUCCCCAAAAUUGAAUCAUUCACCUGAAAAAUCAUUUUCGAGCAUGAGGCCACCCUGUAAUAAAGUGCGGUCAAAAGGUGAUCGUAAUAUAAACGCGCGAAGCGUAUUCGACAAUAUAAUCGAAGAUGAAAAGUCGUUAAGAGGAUCGGAGGAACAAAGAUUAGAAGAUAGCUUAUCGUCAGCAGAAAGUAUUUCAAAGGACGCUGACAGAUAUAUAAGUAAAUAUAUUGGAAGUCAAAGUCGUAAAGGCAGAGCUGAAAAAGACAUCGUGGACAAGAUCUACGGAAAAACCGAAUCAGUGAAAACCGAAAGCACUCCAAUUCUUGAGAAAGAUCGAGUAAAGUUCAAGGACGUGGUAGGCCCGACAUUGAGUGUGCGAUCCUUCUCGAAGGACUUCCAAGACGAAGAUCCUCAUCGAGAUGACAGAGUAGCCAGAGAUAAGGGUAGUUCUGAAUACUCGAACGAAGUUAUAUCACCGAUCUUACAAAGUGCUCUGAUCGGCAAUUUCGGGACGAAGGGUAAAAUGGAGCCGUACAUGGAUGCAGUGUCCAGACAAGCAUUACGCGAGAGAUCGGUAUAUUCAAAAUGGCGAAACAAGAAGAAAAGCAUCAGUCCAGAUGGAACAGAGAGUAAGGACAUAGAUCGGGAUAUCAUUGGGGAGUUUAAAAAAUCAGACAAAGACUCCUUCCUGAAUCAUAUACCAAUCACGGAGGAGGUGAUGUACAAGGAGCCUUUGAUCAGUUCGAAAAACGUUAACGUAACCUCGGAGUUACUGAAGCUUGAAGAGGAGUACGAAGCUUUCAAAAAGAUGAGCAGAAGAAAAGCUGGUCCAGAAGAUGAAGAUGGAGGAUACGGGCUUCGUUCGAUAUCGGAAAAUGAUGGAAAAUCUUCGGCCGAGGUAACGAAUAACGUUGAAAGAUAUUUGAAGGUAAAGAAACAGCCGUUCGUAGAGGAGCACUUUAUGAGAGUGACUCGAUACGACGGCCCAACGAGUGAUUCUAAAGGCGGGAAAUUUGAAAAUUCUAACAGUUCGUUAUCGCCUCCUGAGAUAGAUGCGCAUGGGCAAUUUGAUGUUGUAUCGGGGGACAAAGUUCCUGGUGUAUCUUACAGAUUGGGAAGCGAUGAGAUUUCUGACAGGACCGCAUCCAAAGAUUCUGAAAGGAUUUCUUUGGGAUCUCGCGUGCUCCGGAAUUCCCAAAGACAACAAGACGCUUCGAGUAGCUCUUUGAGUAUCCCGUCGAAGGUUCCUUCGACGAGAAUCAAAGGUCCCAUCUCUGGUAGAAAUUCCUACCGUAUCGGAUCCAACAUUGGAAGAACGACUACGCAACUGUAUUCUUCGACUAUGGACAGAUCAGCCAAGUCUGAGGAAAUCGAAUCCAGCACUCGACUUUCUGAAAUCACAAUUGACGUACCGGCGAAGGCCACUUUCAGAGCUCUGGGAUCUCCCGCAGUCCAGGGCGUGAAACUGAAUUCUUUGAAUUCAACAGUCAAACCUUCGUCGACGUUCCUUAGGCAAUCCACGACCGAGCGAAAUGCGAAUCUGGAAACACCAUUAAUUUUGAGGCAGGAGCUUGUCAAUGACACGGUAUACCCUGUGUCGAUAAACAACGUAACCCAGAUGAAUGGAACUGACAGUUUUCAAAGAGUCAACAAAUCCAACAAGGUAACAGAUAAGAAAUUGCAUGAGGACGUGAUGGGUGUGCUUGCGAGGAUCAUAGAGUCUGAUGAUGGAAAUAAAAAAUCCAAUGACUCUUCUAAUUACGAAUCGUCGGAAAAUAUUGAUUACAAAGUUGGAAAGAGUGAUGAAGAAAUUAGCAAAAGCUUCUUGGGCGAUCAGGAUGGAUCGAUUGAAAAUUUACUAAAAAGGGCGUUAAACGAGAGAGAAUCCUUGGAAGAGGAAAAAUCUGAAAAUGAAGGUACGGUACCGCAGAGACCGAAUGAAGUAAGGAAUUAUUGGAAGGAAUACCAGGGCGGGAAAUUCGAAUUAUUUGAACCCGUUUACUCCACGAGUGCAGCGCUUUCGAAAUUCGUGCCGUCGAGUGGCGAAAGGAUCGAGAACGAGGAAUCCAUAGCUCCGAAGAACGUGUCUAAAGUUAGUUGGAAGGAUCAGAGAGUUAUGAAGGAUCCGUUGCUUGCGAGACUUAAUUACUCAAGUUUAAUAACCGCAAGGACAAAUAGACAUUUUGAAGAAUCCAAUCAAAAAGACUCUUCGAAUUCAUCGACUGAAGAGCUCGGCGAGUGCAGUGAGAAAAGUUUAGCGAAAUCUUCAGAAAGUCUUAAGAAUAUUUCGCGCGACAUCACCCAUAACGAAAGUCCCUCGGGAGUCACCAGAAAUUUUCAAGUUUCCAGCAAACAGCUUGAAAGCGUCGACCAAGCGGAUGUACAUCCAAUACGAAUAUUAGAACCAGUCAAAACGGAAGUCGAGUUCACUGAUCGAAUUACCCAAAUUGAAAACCACGGGCAAAGUGCACUCGGUCGAUUGGUAUAUUCAGGGACAACCCCGGGACUCGUCUCGGGACCGGCGGAAACGGUUCGUUUGAGCGUGGAAGGUCAUUCGAAGGCUCCCACCGUGGAGAAGUUAUCUUGUAAGGAGCAAAGAGAUAAGACCAAAGUGAAUUCGAGGGGGGAGAGCAGGAGGAAACGUUACAGGGACACUUUAGUAGAGACUAACUUGGAAAGUUACGUUGAUCUUGGGACUCUGGAGGAUUGGCCAGAAGGACCAAGAAAAAGGUCUCUGUGGUCUGAGAAAGCGAAAAGUCAUGAAAGUCGUAGCUACGCCGAUGACCUCAGAGAUCCGGACGUGGAAAGCGUCGCUAUUGAUAAAGGAUAUGCGGUGCCAGGUAAAACGAGCGAUAGGGACUCUGAAGAAUCCUUUACUGUUUUAUCGGGUGGUUUCGAUUUGGUAAAAGGUAAUCUUCGCUACGAGGACCAAUCGGCCACUGUUAUAAACGAACAUCGCCUUGAAGCGCCGAGCAUGCUUACUGAGCAGGAUUACAUUUUCCUGGAUGAAAAUGGAAGAGAACACGCCGCGACUGAACCGAGAUUGGAGGAGCAGCAGGAUGGCAUUCGUGAACAGGCACUUCGAAAACAUCUUAAAGGAUCUGUAGAGAAAAUGGAAGCCAAAGAGGAUCAGGAAAAUAAGCAGAAGACCGUGCACGGUACGGAUCUGUACAAGAAUUCGGAGAAAAAUUUUCACCGGGUUCGGAGAGCCGACGGAUAUUCAAAACGUAAUUUUCGUUCGAUAAAUUACGAGAAUCCAUUGGAUAACAAAGAGAACGAGGGCGAGAUAAAAAUCGAUAAAAAGAUCGACGAGAAAUUCGUGGAAAUUUCAAAAGCCCUGAAGGAGGCAUCGAACGACGUAAAGUUAACGAGUCAAAAUGAAAAAAAGAAAAUUUCAAAAGACGACAAUUCGGUAUUUCGAAAUUUCGCUAUAGCUUUAAACAGAAUACCCAGUGUAAAUAACUUUCAAAGAUCCAACAAGCCAGUUCAUUCAACUUUUCGAAAAUUCGAAUCAGGUCGGAAGGAUGAUCUCAUCUCUUAUCCCUCCGAUGGAUACCGAAUACGUUACGUGCCGCUUUCGGAAAAAGUACAGAAGAAAACGAAGCCGUUUUUCUCGCACGCGAAUUCAAACCAGGCAAUUUCUCCAUCGAUCGUAAACCCUAAUGCAAGAAUUGCGAGUUCAACGGAAGCACAGCUUUCGGUGACGACAUUGUCGAGCACGAAAACACGAAGGCACAAAACCCUCGUCCGGCCCAGCACGACGCUUAAUGUGAACUCAAUGGAAGCGACAAUUAAGCAAAUCGCAGAACGUCCGUCGUUCUAUUUGAAGGGAGCUUCGCAAAGAACUGAUAGCACUUUAUUUACAUCCCCAGCGCUCAGAUCGCGAGUAACGUUGGAUAUUCCUGAGGCGGGCAGGAAAUAUAACGAUCGCCAUGACGUACGUGUUACGGAGUCAAGUACAUCUUUCAUGAACAGGAAAAGCAGUAAUGCCAACGGCAUCGAAGUAGCGAGAAAUAUGACUGUGGAAGGUACUAGUAAAAUUGAUGAUAAAAAAGAUGAGACUUUAGCUAAUAACAAACGUUCCUCGGCAAUUGUACCUCAAUUGGUUGAUAUCGAUCAGCAGGAAGGAUCGUCACUUCCGGGCGAGAUAAUCUUAAAAGAAAAUGUUACUAGCGAUCUAGUUCCUAAAUCUGAACUAAGGAAUGACUCUACCUUGUCAAAUGUUACUAGACCUUCAUUGCCUUCCGUACCUGGUCGGGAGGAUACUGUUCGAUACACUGUAACGGAGAGUACGUUGCCUGAAAAAAUGAGUAUUUCGACAACGGCUGUUUUGAAUAAUGAAGAUAUGAUAACGUCUAAGGAUAUUAUUGAUAUCGAAUCGAGAGAAACAACGGGAACUAUUGAAAAUCAAGAUUUACGUAUACGUCAUAACAGUCCCUCUUCUACCAUUGGGUCGCGGACAGAGAAUUUUAUUGAAACUGAGAAAAUUGAUAGUGGACCUUUGGGUGUCAGGAUCAUGCUCGUGGACCAGUCGUCAGGUAUAAAAUUAAUGCCAGAAAUAUCAAACGAAUCGAUAACGAAGUCAGGCGAAAAUACGUUGAUUUUAAAGUCACUGGAUUCUUUACUUUCGUAUCCUAGUGAUAAAUCGCAGGAAACGCUUUUCCCUAAAGCCAAUAGGGACGGGUUAAUCUAUCGAGGAAUCGACGCUGAUCCAAACGUUUAUAGCGAGAGUAAUUUUGAGGCACGACAACCGGAAAUAGAGGAGGAUAAAAUCGUCAUGGAACGUUCUCCGUUCUAUAUAAAACCCGAACGAUUCAGAAUGGAUGACGAAGAGUUCCAAGAGGGAGAAGCUGGUUCAGAGUUUAAGGGCUCGUUCACGAGGAACGAUCUACCUGGCCUCGGGUACCUAGGGAUUUUAAAAUCCAAGAUGGCCGACGAGUCAGUGAACCCUAGUAACUUUGUUCAUAGUGGACAGAAGGUCUGCGAUCCCAACGUUGAAAAUAAGCUACCGGAUACUGUUAGCCAACGGAGGGAGGACACGAAAGAGGGAUUAACUUGGUCGAGAGUAGCCAAGCCUGGAUUUCUUGAUCCUGAAAUGAAAACGUCCGGCACGUAUUCCGGUAGCCAGUCGGGUUCAAGUAUUACUAAAGAAAUUCUUUACUCGACAAGUCCAGAAAUUCCGACGCUUACAACGGCGCGAACGACGCGAACGACGAGUCCUGGAGUUUUCACCGGGACGACGAAAACUUUUCAGAAAAACUUUUCGCCUCGGAUUCCAUUGCACAUUCAACCUGAAGCACCAUGGAAACGCAGCUUUCCUCGUACCAAAUCGUAUUAUUCGGUCGAUACGUGUAGUCAGAGAGCGGAACUGAAUGCGGUCGAUUCGGAAAAUCUGAAGAUCGGCAACGGCAGCUCGUUUCCGGAAAGUAUCAGGAUUGCUACGGGUUCCGGUAACAUGGAGGAUCCAAACGUUUACUUAAGAAAAUAUAAAUUUCCGCAAGCAGUCAGGAAAGCACUUGCCGAGAAGCUCGAUUCGAGCGACGUGCUUGCGCAAUAUUUUAAUACCAAAAAAAGCAAUCACGACGCAAUCAUUGAUAUCAACAGUCUGGAAGAUGCUGACGAUUCGGAUUUUUUUAUAGUAAAAAAUUAUACAAAUUUUGAACGUCUCAAGAGAUCGGUUGGUACUCGAGUGCCAAUUUUGCAUUACGAUAAUAAAAAUAAUAACGUCCUGGAAGAUUCGAAAGAUACGUCUUAUCAGAAUUCUCCAGAUGAUCGUCCAAUCUCCCGCACGAGUUAUCUACGUCUUCCCGUUACCAGGACUUCUAACGAGAAGGGACGUGCCAUUAAGGAAGACCCAAAGCUCAGGGAGAGCCAGCAAUGCGCCGCAGCUCUAAUUAAACCGGUAGUUGACGUCCAAGAAAUUUUCGAGUCUCCUCGCCUUAAGAGAUACGAAAGUUUUGGAAAGUCCAUGGUAACGGACACAGAGGUAGAGAAAAAUGGAAAAAUUCUCUCAGCCAUUUUCGCUACGUCCACCUCGAAUAUUUUGAACGGAAUGGACGACCCUGUCGUAUCCGUUGAGGAACUUCCGGUGUCUCUGAGGAACGAGAUCAACGGCGCUCCUGAGGUCGUCGACAGGACGAGCCAGAAUGUCGGAAGUCUCGGUAUAAAAACAAGAAGAUUUUUGCAAGCUUACCGAGUUCCAAAAAAGUCUUCUAAGCGACGCACGCAUUCCCGUCGAGGGGUGAAUUUUGGAAAAAAAGAUAAUGAUCGUAAGAUGAAACAUAUGGUACAUCGGGAUGCUGAGUACUCUCUUUCUGGAAAUAAUGAUCUGAAUGCUCCCGAAAGCAUUCUUGGUAAUUUAGGUGGGAUACACGCAAGGAACCAAGGACUUGGAUUGGAAAGAUUAAGGAAGCGCUUUUUAUUACUCGGUAGAAAAGCACUCGGUAAUAAGACCAGGAACGGUGCAUUAACGUUUUACGAUUACGAUUACUAUCCCCAGGAAGUAGGUUCACUGUAUAAAAAGAAGUUCGAGGAAUCUAGGAUCGCCGAAAGGAAGUCGAGUUCGACGGGAGUGACGAUCGUGACAACUGAUGAUGGAGUGUCGAAUUUGGUCGGUACCGAGGCUGCCUAUAAAUUAGAAUUCGAGAAAGACGAAUGGGAAAAUUCCGGGGAAUGGACCGGAAGAAGAAAUGAAAAUCGUGAAAAUUUAAGGCGGGAAUUUAAAUCAUCGGCAAAGACAACUGGCACUGCCGAUGAUGGAAUUUCAAAUUUGAUGGGUACCGAGGCGGGUGGGAUAAUAGAAUUUGCACGAGGGGGAAAGGAGAUUUUAAAUAUUAAAAAGAGCAAUAUAGGCGAGACUCGUAGGGACGAUGAAAAACUGAAUAUUAAUUUCUAUCCGAAUAAAGAAUUUUCAAAAAUUAUAUUCAACGACGGAAAUACAAAUUUGUAUUAUCCUAUGAAGUCGCAUGUAAAUAAUGGUCGGAAAAUUGUGAAGCGAUCCAGUGACUCGUGUCACUCUAAAUUCAUGAAGCAUGCAAAGAACGAAAAGUGGAAGGCAAAGAUGGAAUUAUUGAAAUUAAAAAAGCAUGCGGAUGCCCUUAAAGAAUAUUUGAACUGGAGCCACGAUGUUGUUACACCGGAAUAUUUACUUCCAACGGAUAUUGACUUGAACGUGGAAAAGAUAUCUGCCGAUGAUAAGGAUAUUGUAAUCAGGAACGGAAGUGAUUCGCCGAAUGGAAAAUCUACUAGUGAAAUUAAAAUAAAUUUUGCAAUUCUUCCAGCAAAUUCCGCGAGCGGUGUUGGCAUCGAUAUUUCAAAUACGUUGAGGACGAUAUCGAAUGACGAGAUAAAAAAUAAAAAAUCUUUUGAAAAUCCUAACUAUGAAAAUACUACCAUAGAGGUCAGUGUGCUUGAUAAAUCAUUGAAUCAUUUUUCACCUCGAAAACUGGAAACGACCUCAAAAUGUCUUGAGGAAACAAAAACGCCAGCUUCCGGUCACGAUAACGGAUGCUCUACCGGAAAGAUAUUACCGGCUUGUGGAACCGGAAAGGGAAAGUAUGAGGAUCGAUAUGAAAUUCCGGAAGAGGCGAUGAUCUCCAAGAAUAAAGAUGGCGGUAUGGAGGAGGAGAGAUAUUCUCUUGCGAAGAAAGGCGAGGGAGUUCGGAACGGCGGUAAGAAAGUUGAAUCCUUGGGAAAGUUAGUGACGCUCGGCGUCGCGACGCAUCAGACAAAUCGCUUUGAAUACCCAAUAAGUGAGAAAGUUGAUUCUGGGAGUUUGCAACUCAAAAAUAAAAAAAGUCACGAGCAUCGUCGGAUCGGCGAGAGUGCUCGGUUUUUGGCGAAGUCGGAAGAUUCCACCGAAGCUCAGGAUCAUGAGAGUUCACUGACCUACAGAAGUAACAGUGAGUACAAUUCUUCGGGCAUUACGUCACUUCCGUUUCUUCUUGAGAUCCUUUACAGUCAGGAUACCACGAGGAAUGGCACCACGGAAUUAUUUAUCGAGGGAACUUCGUUCGAUGAUAAUGAGAGCAAAAGGGACAAAAUUAAUUUCAAUAAUAAUUUCUCGAGCAGGUCAUCAAUUUUACCUAAAAAUAUGAAAUUUUUUGCCGGCACAAAAAAUAAUUCCGUCGAUGCUAAUGUGGGAGGAGCAAAAGCACACGGAUUAGCGGAUGACAAAGAGCGGAUUAUUUUGCCAGAUGCGGAUACACCGGAUGUUCAAGAGAAGAAGAGAUUUAUGGAUUCCGUGGAUAAUGAUAAAAUGCCGUCGUCUAAUUUAGAAAAUAUUAAGCAUGGAAAGGGCUCGAUAAAAAAUUCAUAUGAUGUCGAUAACGACGCCGUCAUUAUAUCAUUGAUCGAAAAGGAUCGUCCGAGAGACGAAAAGGUAAUAAAGCAAGAUCAGAAAUUGCCAGAGAUUUACAAGAUCUAUGAAAAGGAGAUACCUCACGAAGGUUCAGAGUCAUUGGGAAAUAAUCAAGAUCUAAUUCGGGAUCCACAUGACGAGAGAAAAGAGAAGAGAAACUUCAAACGAAAUGGUAGAAGAAUUUUGGCUAUUCAGGAAUCAAAAAAGACAAAAUAUUCAAAAGAUAACACGGACCAAGAUUACGCACAGUGGUACGCCGAUGAAGAUGAUCUAAUCGCAGAAGACGAAGAUGCUGGACCAAACGUAGGUUCUGAGAAUAAUAACUACUUGGACAGUCCUGAUAAGAGAAACGAGCGUGAAAAAAUGAAAGAAAAUUGGGACGUUUUGGCGAGUAAGAUCAUGAUUAGGAAACCUAUUUUUGAAAAACGAAAAGCGCAUGAUAACGUUAAUGAUAAUGAUAACGAUAUGCCCUUGAGCGUCAAUAGGAGUAAUAUGGAAAGAUUACAUUUUUAUGAUGCUGAUAAAUAUAUUAAUCAAAUGGCCAAGAAGAUAAGUCACUAUAGCAACAUGCAUAACUUUGAAGAUCAAGAUAAUUCUGAAAAGCAAUUAAAAGAUUAUAAAAAUUGGAGCACUGAUAAGUAUAUCAAAGAAAGGGACGACUCGAUUGAUAAUGAUGAAGACCUUAAUGAAAUUGUGAAUGGAUCAAAUAGAAAUUUCCGGGAACAGGAUGUGGAUGGAUCUAAGGACGAUUCUGAGGUAGAGGAGGAAGUGGUCCAUGACGAAGACGUUAACGAUACUCCUGUAGAGCGUCGUAUGAUAUUGAGGAAAAAAUUGGAAGAUUUUCCAGGAGGAAAAAUUUCCAUAAAUAGCAGAAGACUUUAUCCGUUCAUGGAAGGCGACCGCGAGCCAGAUAGUUUGAAAAGUUCUAAAAGAAAAAUCCCGGAAUCGUCAAACGUUUCCAGCGAAGAUAGGACGAUCGAUAAAAAGGAUGUCAAACCAAGUAAUUCAACCGGAAACAAGAGAUUUUCAGUCGCCGAUGAAAACGAUAGCGAUUUUCAAAUUUCCCUCAAUGGAAAAAUUCACAUCGACGGCGGAACUAACGGUCAGCCAUUAUCUAUAAGUAUCGACGCCGCACCUGAAUCAGCCAAUGUAAAUGCGCAAACUACCGGAAGUGGCAAUAUCUCACAAAAGCAAUUGCGCGAUACUCACAUUGAGAGGGUAAAAAAGUCGAAAAAAAAUCGAAAAAAAAUUUUAAAAGGUCGGCACAAAUUUGCCAUUCCUCUUGGUAGAAAUUCGAUUACGAGCGAUGACAAAUUCGUCGAUCAAUUAAGAGAAUCGACAAGGUCACAAAAAGGAAAUACAAAAAAUGUCGGAAAAAUUUGCAAAAGGGGAAGUAAAAUUCAUGAAAAAAAUCCUUCGGCUGCCGAUAAACGGUAUUCGAAAUUCAUGAAAACGUCACUGGUCAAAAACUUUGGCAACGGCGCUAAGUUAGACACGUCCUGGUUCGCUGAGGUCGACCAGGAAUCUCCCUCGAGGAUACUUCCGGUUUCCUCGAUUCUUGGAAAAACAUUUAUUCUUCCACGUCGCGUGUCACGGAAACGUAGCGAAAGAAUGAAAAAACAUACUGAGCAUCAUCCUGAUCCAAAGUCUACGGGAUUCGUCAAUAAUGAAUUAGAUCGCGAUGAUAUAGUUCCAGGUUCAGCUGUUAAAAUUGUCAAGAUAAUACCAGUUCAGUUUGCAGGACCAACUGCGCAUGCUGUACCAGGAUACUCUCCGGAGAAGAUAUCAAAUUUAGAUAGAGAGGAGAAAAGUAGACUGAUAACUUCAGAAAUGCCAAAUUCAGAGGAAGCAACACUUGCGGCUACGAAAAUGGCAGGAAAAAUAGAGCCGCUUGAUGUACGAGAGGACGAAGACGAAUCGGACGUACUUAAGGUCACUGAUAAGAAUGAUUGGAGAUAUAGGUCAGAUUCUAGUGAAAACUGCAAUAGGUUAUCCAAUCAUAGAUCAGAAUUGUGUAAAAAUGGAUUUAAGAAUUCCCUUGACGAAGGUCACGGUUCUAUCGAUCAUCCGUCGGUAAAUGUUAAAUUUAUGGGACUCAUCGGAAUUGAAAAACCAGAUUUAAAUCAAACUGACUAUGAGAUGCUUGAUGAAGAUCCGAAUUCUUGUGAAACGAAUAUGUCAAAGGAAGAUAAAUCCAAAGAUUUCGACGUGCUUCCUCUGAUCCGAGUAAAGAUCACUCAGAAAAAGAUGGAUGAACCUUUAAUUGAUGAGAAAACUGUAUUAAUGCAAUUGCACUUAAACGUAACCACGGAAUCUAAUCAAGAUAAUCAAUGUAAUCAAGAUUCUAAUCAAUGUGAAGAUAAUCGACAUAAUUCAAAACAGAAGGGAUUUCCUGGAUCUGGUGAGAAAUUUAUAAAAACUGCUACCGUUAAGCCCAAGAGUGGAUCUAUGGAAAUGAUCUCAAGCUCAGCAUCCGGUUCAGCGAGUAAUAAUGACGAGAGAUACAGGACUGAUGAAAUUUCCAAAUUUCCAAAAUUCAAUCAUACGAUGCUGGAAGAAAUUCACGCUGGACCAAAUCAAAAGAACUGGCCAUUGUCUUUGGAUGAGUUCAACUAUAAAAAUUGGCUUGGAAAAGCUCGCGAAAGUCAAAGAGAAAAUCAAGAGAAAAGCUAUGGAAAUUCUGAUCACGAAAAACGGCGAUUUGAAUUGAAUCAGAGCCAGCCCGGAAAUCGUGAAGGAAACGUAAAAUCGGAUCUGCGAUCGAAAUUGAAUUUUACGAAUCUGGAAAGUGGAAACAGGCUACAAGAUAAGCUCGAUGCAGGUGACAGUAGAUUGGAUUCGAAAAUAAAAGUACCAGAACUCUGUGAUUCGAAGGAAGGUAAUUCGAGUCCAUGGUGUACGACAACAUUGAGGCCUGAUGAUAACACGAUGAAUAAUGUUAUGAAUAAUGGUAAAAAAACGGCUCAAGUUGAAAAUAUGUUGGCGAUUAUGGAAUUUAUGAGAAAAGUAAAAAAUAUGAUGAGUGGGGAUAAUGAAGGUGAUCAAAAUAAAAAAAAUGAUGGAUCAGUCGUACAGCUGGAAAGAGUGGUCCUCGUUCCCGAAAAUCAAUCACAGCCUGAGCCUAAUGACGAUGGCGAAAUACAGACAGCCACCGAUCACAUUAUAAUGAUGGGCGAAGGAGUAAAGCACGACGAAACGGAUAGAACUGAGAAUCCAAAGUUCAAAGAAAUUUUAAAUAACAAACUUGACCUACCCGAAAAUUUUAAUAACUCUAACCGAGAGAAAUCAUCGUCAAUUUCAAAUAAGUUAGCUUCCGGUAUCAACAAUGGAAACGACAAGUCAUUUUUAUUUUACAGACAACAGCAUAUACCAAGCUUUUUAAAAUCCAAAAAACUCAAUAACAACAUCUCAUCACGUGGUAAGAGCAAGGAAUCUAAAAUAAAAAAUCGAAGGACCAAUUUAAAAUUUAUUGAAAAUUUUGAGCCAAAAAUUAAAAGAGUUAAAGGCCGAUCGUCCCACCUUAACUCACGUAGUAGAUAUUCGGAUCUAGAUCCAGAUCCUCUUCGAGCAACGAACAUGGAGAAUAAUCCACAUGGAGAAAUUAAAAGUAUAAUGAGUGAAGCACCUAAAUUAAAAAAUUUCGAAUUAUUCUCCGAAGAAAGCAUUAAGUUGGACGGUGACAAAAAUGGUGUCCCCGAGAAACUCAACGCUACCAAGAGUUCCGCGAGUAUGCAACCAGCGACCACGGCAAUGAAUUCCUCAAAGUUCAUGACGUCAGAUCCGGACAUGGAAUUCAAAAUCUUUGGGAACGAGUCAGACGUACAAAGAAUAUCAAACGAGUCUUUGAAGAACGUUAGCGCGGAGGACAAAGACUCGGAGGACGAGGACGCGGAGAGUUACAAUAUGCGAGUUCAUGAGAAGCUGAAGAAGGAAAUGAUGGCGAAAAAGUUGUCCGAGUGGGAAGGAAUCAGGGCCGAUUUACAGAGCGCUUCGACUUCCGGUGGCGGCGUAACCCAGAAGCAGACCGAUUCCAAAUACAAUCCUAAGAACCUCGAACUCGGUAAGGAGCUCGCAGAGUUUCAAAAACUUCGAGAGGAAAGUGUUAAGAGAGAGAAGGAACUGUUAUACGUUGUGCAAAAGAAGAUAAACGACAGAUUGCACGAUCUGGAGGAUGAAAAUCUGAAGGAGAAAUCGAGUCAAACGAGAACCGAUCUUACCAAUUUCGAGCCACUGCUGCCAUUGGUCCGUCAGGAAAAUAAUAACCACGGAGCCAGCGACCUGAUGGACGUUUCCAAUGUAAAUAAUCAUCAUUCGUUAGCGAGUUUGAUUCGAGAAGAAAGUGGAAAAUCGGUAAGGGAUCGAGACUACGAAAACUUAAUUGACGAUUCGACAAACAGUGACAAGGUAUUGGAUUUGUCAUCGGUACCUAUUGAUCACCCGUUGACGAAGGAAGAAGACAAGGAAUUGCAAGACGACCAAAAUGUCCAUAAGGAUUCUGGACACGCUAUAAAUCCGGAUAACUCUCAGGCUUCAGAUAUGGAUGCACCUUUAGGUUCGAAUAAAGCGCGGGAAUUUGAAUCCGAAGUGGCGGGAACGGAGGACAUGAAAAUAGUGUCGAACGGUGAAAGGAGAAAAGAUGUUGAAGGACAAGCUGAUAAAAUUCAAAAUGAAAAACGUGAAGUGAAUAAACAGGUAUAUAUCACCAAGGAACUUCCUUCCGGUAAGGACGCCACCUACGAGAGGCCAAAGCACGCGCGACGUUCGAAAGCGAAAGCGGCGGCUUUCAGAAGAAAAAAGAAGAAAAGACGACACCACAAGAAAAGAAAGCACAAGAAGAAGAAGAAGAAGAAGAAGAAGAAGAAGAAAUGGUGGCCCUUCAAGAGAAACUUGUUAAACGUUCCGGAAGAUCAGGAUACUCGUUUCAUUAAUAAUUUUGAAGCACCCGGUACUGCGUCCGGGACGAUAACUAAUGUCGUGAAUGGCAGUGUUCGCCAGCGAAAAAAAAGAAAAAAGAAAAAAAGUGGCAUUCGAAGAAAAAGACAAAUCCGUGCUGGAGGUGCUCAAGUUCGUGGAGGUCAAGAUUGCAUGGAUCGGCGACAUCCGUCCAAUGUAAAUCCUGCCAAAUAUUUAGAAUCUGCUCAUUGUCUGCGUUUUAGCGAUGUAUGGUACUCGGUAUAUGAGCUGGAAAAUCCUAUAAUGGAGCACACUGUGUACCUGCAGCUCUAUGAGAAGCACACCUUACCCGACGGGACUACUCACUGGGACGAUCUUACUCAAGGCUCAAUGGUUAGGCUGGGAACUUUCAUCAGACAUCAAAGGGACAGUGUACCCACAAUAGUGUUUACGUACAGCGGCGCAAGAAUCGCACCGCAAAAGCGCGCGCAUAAUUUGAAUCCCAGCAAAGAGCGUCUAUUAGUGCCGUCGCCAGUGGCACCGGAAAAAGUACAAAAAUAUCCAGCACUGAAAGGUGGGUCUGGAGAGUACUUGGUAGUCGGUGCGAAUGCCAUCAGUAAAGACGGAAACGAAUGCGACAAAGCCGGAGUUGGGUUUACUCCGUUCGCAAUGCAGCCAGACAGAUGUGGACACGUGAAAGGGACCUGUCUCAAGAAUCAGCCUUUAGCUUAUUGGCGACACGACAUGGAAGCGCGAGAAGCCGGUAGACCAGGUUGUUACUUUUUGAGCAACUUUGCUUCUGUGCCGAUCAAUCCUAUUAAAUAUAACGUGAGCGGAAGUGCGAGUCGUGAAUUUUUAGGAUUGGAGUAUCAUUCGCCACAUGUAUCAGCGAUUGACAUAGAAGUCAGAGCUGACUACAAUGCUAUUGUCAGAGUUGGAUCAUCUGGUCGUGUUACGGAAGUUUAUAUAGAUAGCACUGCCAUAGAGCACACUAUAGUGACUGUGGUAAUCAGCAAUAUGGGUUUGGCAUCUUCUCCCUAUCAACCGAGGAUCAGUGAUUGUCCUACGGGAUUGCCAGUAUCCUGGACCAAAGCCAAAGGAACAGUACAGGUUAUUCCACCUCAGCACGAUCAAAGAGUCACAUUGGAUUUAUAUGGUCAAUUGUACAUCAACGGUUUCCAUUGUUCCGUCGAGGUGGUGAAUCAUCAUGGUGAACUGGUCGCAAUGAGGAGGAUAAGGGUGCAAAAGAUGGACCGUUGCUUCUGCGUCUGGCACUGUCUCUGCGCCUGUGUCGGUAGCGUCACUGGACUUGGAUGUCAACCGAUGUCGCCAGAGCAUUAUCACGCUGCUGGGUUCCAAGGACCGGUUCCUGUCACGUCCACAGAGUCGUCCAUGAUCAUGAACACAGUUCGAGAUGUACUGAUCUUCAGCGCCUUGAUGAUAUUGCUGCUGCUGCUUCUAGGAAUGCUGAAGUGGCUGAUCGGUAUUUUUGCCCCUGCAGUGGGUCGAUGGGGCUUGGAUCAUUUAUUGGAGGGCAGCAAGAUGGACGAGUACUUUGAGCCUGAACUUAAAUGCAGGUGUUUGGUUACCGACAGCGCUGGUGUUCCCGUUCAUCCCGAGACGGGACAAAGGACUGUGCGGAUCUGCAACAGGAAAGUCGAGUUCUUCCUCAACCUCAUAUUCUUCCUGACGUACCCCAUCGCCAUCUGCUGCAACUAUGCAAAAAGGUCUUUUGCACCAACCCAGGCUGACUGCUGCCCUGACGAGUCUAAGACGUGCCUGAUCACCGAGAAAGCUGGCUGCCCUAAGUUGAUCUGCGUGAAUACAUACGGCGAUACCAGAAAUUCGAAGAUGGAAGCCGAGGACACGCAGUACGUGAUGAACGAGUUGAAGAAGUCCCAGGAGUCUCUGCAGGACCCAAAGAGACCCAAGAAGACCAGCCGAAGUAGAAGUUCCUCCAGGAAAUCAUCCCACAGGACUGAGAACGCCGAAAACUUCGUCGGUCAAUUGUUACAGAAACGUGUAGUUUUUCGGAAUCUCACUGAACCCGUUGGAGAACUUCUUGUACCACCCGGUACGCUUUACAGUGUACGAGGAUACUUUUUUAAUUCAAAAUCCGGGGAAUACAGUUUUAUUACGCCGUGUCCGUUUAAACAGCAUUGGCUUAUCGAUAACUGCACGAAGAGACCCAUGAAACCCGCCAAGACUUAUUCGAGUAAUCUAUUUAUGCGUACCUUUAACGACGCGAGUGAUGUUUACGAGAGUAACGAGAUCUCACUGGAACCAAGAGGAAUUUGUAUCAACGUCCAAUAUCUUGAUGACAGAUGACACAUUUAAGAAAACGAUAUGAAUAUAUAGUUACAGAGUUCACAUAUUGAAAUGUGAUAUAAUUUAUAUAAGUUAUUUUACCGGAAGUCGAUGAUGACGCUGAUAUAUAGGAGUUAUCCCUUUCAAAUGAUCCUAAUCUUGUAGGCCGGAUGCUGUGUACCUUUUAAUAGAGUAUAUAUUUUACUAAAUGUAUACAUAUAUUAUAUACAUAUACAUCCGUAUGAAAAUAUACAUAUAUGCAUUGAAUCAGUGUACGUUAAAUACAUCUUGGGUGUAAAGUCAUCCGUUUGCUGAAACUUUACAUUCGAUUUCCGCCGUUUUGCCCGAAUUUUAUGUACAGUUUGACACAUUGGUUUAAGCAGCGUGUACGUUUCUUCUCUAUGGGUUCUCGCGAGAACU
Molecule: messenger RNA, 17396 nt
Organism: Cephus cinctus (wheat stem sawfly)
Lineage: Eukaryota; Metazoa; Arthropoda; Insecta; Hymenoptera; Cephidae
Exons: 17
Coding region: 537-16997 (5486 amino acids)
Source: RefSeq, a predicted model, not a curated record